CUGUGACAGAAUAUCCGGAGUACAAUUUUGUUGGCCUUAUAAUUGGUCCUCGUGGAAACACACUGAAGAGAAUGGAAAAUGAAACCGGGGCCAAGAUUCACAUAAGAGGAAAAGGAUGCUCGAAAACAACUAACAUAUCCACCUCUUCUAAAGAGGACUUGCAUGUGUAUAUAGAAGCAGACAACAAAAGUUCUCUGGAUGGAGCAGUUUCCAUGGUUGAAAAAUUGCUAAUCCCAGUUGAAGGAAGAAAUGAGCACAAGGAGGCUCAAUUAAAGGAGCUGGCCAUGCUGAAAGGAACAGCUAGGGAUGAAAAUAUGUGCUAUGUUUGCGGUGAUGAGGGACAUCUGUCAUAUGCCUGCCCUGACCUUCAAUCAACUUUUAAAGUGAACUCAUGCUAUACAUGUUUUAGUGCCAGUCCCUUGGAUGUGCUAUCACCACAGAAUGACUCUGUGCAGGGUUCUGGGUUUGGUUUUAGUUUCGGUUCAACACAGAGCAGACAACGGAGGUAUGGAAAGAAAUCAUUGAUGAACAAUGUUUAUGUUGGCAAUCUGCCUCAAGCGUUUGAUGAUAAUAGAUUGUCUGAGCUGUUUUCUCCAUUUGGUAAGAUCCUUGAAGUAAAAGCAAUCAAGGAUCGAACAACUGGAAUUUGUAGAGGUUUUGGAUUUGUUGAGUUUGACAGUGCCGCGGAUGCACAAGUGGCUGUGACUCAUAUGAACGGUUUUAAAAUGGAUGGGAGGGUUUUGAAGGUGAGGAUAGCUAGGCUUUUGUCAAAUGCUGAAGUUUCAAGCUUGAACCUUUUUCCUCAGCGCUCUGGUUCUGCAGGAACAUCCCAAAGUGUUAGAAGCCAAACAGAUCGAUCUGGUCCAUCACAUUUUAUGCUGCCAGAACAUCCAACUUCGCUUCACAACAGCAGUGGCAUGAAUCUUUUUUCAUCCACUCUAAACUCACAGCAUUGUGAUCUUAAGAAGGAUCGAAGCCUUUCCCCUCUAAGCUACUAUUCAAGCCCUUCUGAUUUUAGUAAUUCUGGCAAAAUGCAUUUUUCAUGCAACUUUUCAGAUCAAAGUGUUUCGUUAUCUGGUGGUUCAAUUCCACAGAGUCCUGGCUCCCAACAUCGGUCAUAUUUUGUGACGCCGCCUCCCGAUAGAGCUGCCCUGCCCAGUCUUGAUCACAGAUUAGAAGAUGCGAAUUCUUUCACUUCUUCAUUGCAGAGAUGGUAUUACAGGGCACUUCAUUGA
Molecule: messenger RNA, 1235 nt
Organism: Neltuma alba
Lineage: Eukaryota; Viridiplantae; Streptophyta; Magnoliopsida; Fabales; Fabaceae
Product: splicing factor-like protein 1
Exons: 1
Coding region: 72-1235 (387 amino acids)
Biological process (GO): regulation of mRNA splicing, via spliceosome
Cellular component (GO): nucleus
Molecular function (GO): zinc ion binding; mRNA binding
Source: RefSeq, a predicted model, not a curated record